Molecule: messenger RNA, 939 nt
Organism: Symbiodinium sp. CCMP2592
Lineage: Eukaryota; Dinophyceae; Suessiales; Symbiodiniaceae
Source: the annotation of a GenBank genome assembly
AUGGAGCUUCCUCCGACAAUCUCGCGGGUGCCGGGGCCAAGCACCCGCAGAGCUCCUGCUACUUCCGGCCUUUUGGGGCGAUGCGCUUGGCGGCUGGUUUUCCUCGGCGUCUGCUUGUCUCAGAACUGCCCUGGCAGUGGUGAGACGUUCCUCACCCCACGGAGCUCACAGCCGCCGCGAACGCGGCUUCGAGCCCGGUCCGGAUGGCGACGCUUAAACAAGAGAGCCUCGUGGGAUUUCCUGUUGGGGGCUUCCCCUUUUGCCUACGAAGAGAUCGCAAGCAACUCCAGACAACAGGAGUACAUGAAAAACAUGUUGUGGGUAGAUGACCUGGAAACUCCAGAGAACCAAAGCUCUCCGACGGCCUCCGUGGAGAAGUAUCCACCAGCUUUCGUCGCCUACCUAGCGCGACUGCUGCUCGCACGCGACGAACGCUGUGCCGGCUGGUGGGCAGGGGCGAAGAGUGCUGGUGUGGAAACUCCGCAGGAGGUAUUUGCACAGUUUGAGGCUUCGGUCGCGAAAACGCUCUCCGAGAGCUGGCGCGGAAAAGCCGGAGCACUAGCUGCAGCUCUGAUCAAGCGCUUCGGAGGACGAUUUCCCUUCGAUGCAGAGCCGCAAAUUAGGCUUUGCUUCGGCCUCCUCCCCGAGGAUAUUCUCCGGGGGUCGUUCUUCGAUCAAAAUUUUAGCACUGACCGCGACGAGGUGAUGGAGGUGUUUCUCGCCAUCGACAAAGAUGGCAAUGGCAUGUUAACGAGGGAGGAGAUACAAGAAGCGUUUCAGUCCAUAGGGGACGGGUGGCUGUCAAAGCCCGAAGUUGAGCAGAUGUUGAAAGAUGCCCUUGCCGACAGCAAUGGUGAGGCAAGGGUUGAUCGUGAUUUGCAGAUGAGCAUGAGCUUGGUGAAUUUGGUCUACGGGGCAUCGGAUUCGGCUUGCCGUUGA